Molecule: messenger RNA, 1858 nt
Organism: Exserohilum turcica Et28A
Lineage: Eukaryota; Fungi; Ascomycota; Dothideomycetes; Pleosporales; Pleosporaceae
Exons: 4
Coding region: 201-1676 (491 amino acids)
Biological process (GO): ceramide biosynthetic process
Cellular component (GO): membrane
Molecular function (GO): sphingosine N-acyltransferase activity
Source: RefSeq, a predicted model, not a curated record
CUGCAUAGCACAGGAGCUGCCGCCCACCCAGCGAGGGGAACCGCUGCCGGGCCACCAUCGCCGCCCCAACGCCCUUUGUUCCCACGCCCACGGCACGCUCCAAUCGCCGCUCCUCCACACCACAGCUUCGCCAAACUUCAUCGAGCCUCCAUCUCGCUCGAGCCCAUACCCAUUGAGUCUUGCAAAAAGCCCGUCCCACCAUGGCGACCAAAGCAGCCAUGCCAGCUGGCAGCCGCGCGCUAGGAAAUACACACGCCUCAACCAUUCACACCGAAAAAGUACCGACUGCGCCCAAGAGGCCGAGGACCUCACAAACAAAGCCAGAAGACGAGGGCCUUGUGGCCUCCCUGUGCAUGCUCAUCUGCAAUCAUCAGAUUGGCAUUUCUGUCAACCUCCUCACCCUCCUUACCUUGACGCACACCUUCUUCCCCCGCGCCCGGAGUCGCACCAACAAGUUCUUCCACAUGUCCUACUACAACCCCGAAACAGACAUGUAUGGCUGCGGAACCGACGAUAUCCCCUUUGUCCUACUAUGGAGCAUCAUCUUCACCGGAGUGAGGGUCGCAGUCAUGGAGUACAUGUUGGAUCCUCUGGCCAGGCUUGGGGGCAUCAGGUCCAAAAAGGGUCUCGACCGAUUCAAAGAGCAGGCGUGGCUGAUUGUUUACUACACUGUGUCGUGGUCCCUAGGCAUGUACAUCAUGUACCAUUCGGAAUUUUGGCUUGAUCUCCACGGCAUCUGGAAGGGCUGGCCCUUCCGAGAAGCCAACGGCCUCUUCAAGUGGUACUACCUUGUCCAGUGGGGCUUCUGGAUCCAGCAGAUCCUGGUGGUCAACGUUGAAGCGAAGCGCAAGGAUUACGUGCAAAUGUUCACCCAUCAUGUCUUUACGACCGCCUUGAUGUGUUUGUCAUACGGAUACUUCCACAUGCGUGUCGGCAUCGUCAUUCUUACCAUUAUGGACUUUGUCGACAUUGUAUUACCGACUGCCAAGCUGCUCAAGUACAUGGGCUACACAAAUGCCUGCGACUACGUUUUUGGAGUGUUUGUCCUCUCCUGGAUAGCUACCCGCCACGUGCUCUACAUGCUGGUUUGCUGGUCCAUUUACGCUUAUGCCCCCGUCGACAUGGCCCCUGGCUGCUACCUUGCCGAUUCCUUGUCUCAACAAACCUUAUUUAUCCCUGCCUCUAACACUGCCCAAUUUGAAGCCUACGGAGGGAAUAACCUCUGGGGUAACCUAUUCAAAGCAUACAGUGAUCGAAAUGGGCCCGUUUGCUGGAAUCCGCAGAUUCGCUACUACUUUCUUGCUCUCCUCCUUACGCUGCAAGUAUUGUGUUGCAUUUGGUUUGGCACCAUUGCCAAGGUCGUCUACGGGGUCCUGAAUGGAAAUGCUGCUGAAGAUUUGCGCUCAGACGAUGAGGACGAGGGCGAGGAUGUGGAACAAGACCAGACCAAGACAAUUUUCAACAUGGCGACCACAUGCAGUGAGUCUGGCCUAAGUUCUCUGGCGCCAAAGGAGGAGGAAGUCGGUGUUGACGCGCUGACGUUUGCCCGCAUGAACGGCGCUAGUCAGCGACGACAAGCAAGGAGAGAAAGUUGCCGCGCAAGUGGGAUCAGCAUCCCUGGACAUGGAGAUCGCAAGGAGCUCCUGGGUCGCAUUGGUUGUGACAAACCUUCGUAAGCUCCGUCUGCCAUUCUUGAGACAAACCUUGCUGGCGUUUUGGCGUGUGGAAUCGUGAGAGCAUUACGUGUUUCUCUAGAAUCACGAUUGGUGCCUUUCACUGUCGGGUUGUGUUGCUUUGCAGGCGUCGCUGGAAAUGUAUACCCUACUAGAACGUGAUUGUGGAAUCUUCGUUCCUAUGA